Molecule: messenger RNA, 1229 nt
Organism: Closterium sp. NIES-67
Lineage: Eukaryota; Viridiplantae; Streptophyta; Zygnematophyceae; Desmidiales; Closteriaceae
Source: the annotation of a GenBank genome assembly
CCUCAAGUCACAUGGCCAUACCAUGGGAUGACUGCGCCACUGCCGUCCAUCCACCCCCGCAGCAUGGGUACCUGCAGUGCACAGGGGAAGAGGGGGAAGGAGGAGGAGGAGGAGGAGGAGGAGGAGGAGGAGGAGGAGGAGGAGGAGGAGGAGGAGGAGGAGGAGGAGGAGGAGGAGGAGGAGGAGGAGGAGGAGGAGGAGGAGGAGGAGGAGGAGGAGGAGGAGGAGGAGGAGGAGGAGGGCGGGGAAUGAAGACAGAAGUGGUUGCAGGAAAAGAAACAAGAUGCAGCCAAAGACCAGAAAACGCCAAGAGGAGCAGCAGGUAGGAAGAACUUUUUCAACCAGUGCGCUUCUGAGGAAAUCAUGCGUAAGCUCUCCUAUCAAAGACUCGACCAGCAAAGAAUUAAACUCAGGCUUAGCACGCCAUGGUGCUUUUCUCCAGUUAGUCGGAGGCGUGCUGCCGAGCUCAGUAUCACGAAAUGAGGCCCCAAGUCGUGCUUGUUCAGUCACUGAGCAUCUCGGUCAGCUUCGGCUGGCAAUGCCUCAAUCUGUCUCUCCGAGAGGGGCGAAAUCCGACGCUUCCAGCUUUGAAUCACCGAAGCGGAGGCGCUCCUCUGGGCUGCGUAGUGAAACGGAACUAAAUCCGAAAAGAGUAUUUACUGAAUCAUCCCUCAGAAUGCUUCACGCGGACCAAGAAACUUCCUCUGACGACCGGACCUUCGUGGACUCGAUAUUUUCUGCGCACUCACCACGAGAUCCUCGAAGGCAACGCCUCCUUGUGUGCGGUACACGGAGUCAGGUGGAUGCGGAAUCAUUGCAGAGAAGGUUUAUAACAACCGAGCCAGCAAUCAUGAGCUGAGGCUCUCAUGCAUCUCUACAGAACUUCGCUUAUCCAAUGAGCCAAGCAGCAAGCGAGAGACGCCAACUCUGCAUCUGCGAGGAAGUGGAAGAACUACUAUAAGUCGAUUCUCGGACCUGGAGGUCUUCAACAAGGACUGGGUCGUGGAAGGAGCUCUGGGUCUGGGCCAAAGCAGUCCAACCAAGGUCCUAGAUAGUGCUGAGAAUGACCUGCAUAACUUUUGCGGAACCGAUCAACUUACACCUUCAGCUGACGUGCAACCACAUGUCCCUCCAUUUAUCACUGCACCUACUCAGUUCAACAUUCCAGUGGUCAGCAGCAGCACCCCAGUUCAGGAAUUACAGCCAGCUUGUGGUUUGACACACAACAA